Messenger RNA from Cherax quadricarinatus, 5193 nucleotides. Lineage: Eukaryota; Metazoa; Arthropoda; Malacostraca; Decapoda; Parastacidae. The record is from RefSeq and is a predicted model, not a curated record.
AUGUCGGGACGAGAACAACUACAAGAGUGGCAGAGCUUGCAAUCAAAGCCAAUGGACCAUACCUGCUCAAUUGGAAUUCAAUUUCUUGAUAACUUGGAGAAUAUAAUCUUCAUUUCACAUGGGUCUGACGUCACAUUCUACAGUGACGAUAUGUCUGCUCACUACUAUCCUACCUUCACGUUAAAAACUACUUGCACCACCAUUUCUGAUCUCCAUGGCAUGAAGAUGGUUGAAGACUACAUCGUACUUUACACAUGUCACAAUGCUCCGAGUGGCAGAGUAACUGUUGAAGCAAUGCAGAUAAUAUUCCACAAUGUAGACUUGGCUGAAUCAGAUGAGACAGCAGACACUCUUCUCCAGUGCCUUGAUGACCUGAGUGAUGCUCUGGAGAGUAGGAAGGGCAAUAUAACCUACAUAGACGAUGUCAUUUCAUCAAAUUCCUUGAUGACCUUUGAUAAUCCCCAGACCUGGAUGGGACCAGUGGUGUUUGCCAAGGGUUUGACUGUGACUGGUACAACACACUUCACACAGACGCUAGAUGUUAAAGCCUCUGAGGAUGAAAUCCGCUUGUCGCAGUUUGCUUCACUUGUUGGUAGCCUGCAGAAUGAUGUGAAUGCCUUAAUUGAAGAAUCUGAGGGAAUACUCUACUUCACUGGUGAUCAGAAUCUGACAGGCCCCAUCAUUGCUUCUACCAUAACUGCUAAUGAAGCAUCUUUUAAUGUUUUAAAAAUACAAAAUAUAAAUGGUAUUCCUUUGUUGGAUUUGGAGAAAAGGUUCCUAAUAAGUGGGAUUGAUCAAAUCAUUGAAACUAGCGUAAUUGCAAGUUCCUUGACAGUGGAUUUAUUCACAACACGCAGCCCAUCACUCGUGGGAACCAUCAAUGGUUUCUUGACUACAGAUUUAAUGCGUAAAAGUUUGGGUGACCAAGUUGUAACAGGUGAGCACACGUACAACACUGUAGUGUGUGGUGGAAUUACAAACAUGGAUGGCAACAUAGACUGGCUCUCCAUCAAUGGGAUACACUCUUCAGCCAUAGUCACGGAGGGUUCUGAUGUGACAUUCACAGACAAGAAAAAGUUUAAUUCGUUGACAGUUACUGGGCAAAUAAAUGCAAGAUUAAUAAAUGAUGUGGAUGUUAGUGACCUGGCUAGCAAAGUAAUAUACAUGGACGUGAUGCACACGCAAACACUGACUGGCUCGUAUUCUUUGGCCUAUGUUAAAGUGGAUGGCAAUGUGGAUGUAGCUACCAUUAAUAAUAUAAACUUCAGAGAAUUGGCCGCUUCCGUUGUAAAAACUACUGGAGAUUAUGCCUUGGAAGGUCCCAUAAAAUACAUGGAAAGUGUGACUGUAACUGGAGAUUUGGAUACUGCCUCCAUCAAUGGUGUGGAGUGGAGAGACAUUGUGGAUUUGGAGUCUGGAGAUCUCAUCAGUGGCAAAUUCUAUAUUGCUAAAGGAUUUGUUUCUGAGGUCAUCAGAUGUGACAGUAUCAAUGAACUGGAUUUAAGUAAUGAUGUGGUGCUCACUCAUACCAUGCAAACAAUUUAUGGGCGCAUCACCUUUGAUAGUGAUGUGUACGUGACUGGAGCUGCUGGAGUGGUGAUGGAUAAUGAUGCUACCAUUAACAACAUUGACCCAUCUAGCCUGAAGAUAGAUGUAUCUACUCUGGGUGUUCUAGUUGUAGAGGAUGCAGUUAACUUCAGUGUCCCUCUUACUUGCACUGGUGAUGUUACUGCUUCUACCAUAAAUGGAUUAUCAUUACAUGGAAUAGAGAACCUUUACUGGAGGCGCUCAGUUGAUCAAGAUAUUAAUGUCAAUGUCCACAUAAAUCAAGCGGUUUUCCUGGAGGCAGUGACUGGGUCAAGUAUCAAUGGCAACCAGAUGACAGACUACCUCGACUUCAGAAGCUUGCAGAUGAUUUCUGGAUCUUACACUUUUCAGGAUUCUGUGACUGUGAAAGGAAACCUGGAGUUAGGUCCAGGCAGCACAGUGAAUGGAAUUGAUGUGGUGACCCUGAAUAAUACUGUACUGACCCUGUAUGGUGACCAAACUAUUGAAGGACCUAUGAAUUGCCAUAGCAGAUUGACAAUUGGCACACUCGAUCUAUCUGGGACAUUAAAUGGUAUAAACCUCUCGACUGAUCUAAUGAGGCUAGAUGAAGACUUUGAACAUAAAGGGCACCUUGUAUUUGUAUCAAAUACAGUGGCAGAAUCUAUUUUCUUAAAUAGCCACCUGAAUGUAGAUUCUCUAAAUGGGUUUGAUGUGAGAGAGACUGCAGAAAAUAUGGUAAUAAUGAAUGAAGAUGCCAUAAUAUCCGGGUCAUCUGGUCUUCAGCUAACUGGCACUGUCAGCAUCACCACUCUCAAUGUCAGUGGCACUAUUGAUGGUGUAAACCUGGAAGAUCUGGUGAAGAGAGCUCUGCUGAAGUCUUCAGCAUCACCCCAAGUAGUCACAGGACAUGUCACAGUAACUGAGGGUGUCCAUUUCAGCCAGCCACCUACACUGGACAAAGUCAAUUCUAAGAACUGGGAGAAACACCUUAAUGAUGUUGUCUUAAAGAAUUAUAGUGGCAUUAUCAGUGGAACAAAGACAUUCCAUCAACCACUGAACAUCCUUGGAAACUUUGACCCAGUUACCAUCAAUGGCAUCAGAGUUGCUGAUUUAGCAUCCAGGUGUUUAACGAAAUCAAGUGACCAAGUUAUUUACAACCCUUACACUUUCAAUUCCAGUAUUAGUGUCUCCUACUUGUCCUCUCCUGUCAUAGAUGGUGUCAACAUGAGCAAUAUAUUACUAAUUGACCAAGCUGGUAAUCUGGGUGGUACAGCAGUCUUCAUGUCAGACACCACCUUCAUUGGUGAUGUAACUUCAGCACACAAUCUGCUUGGUUGUGAUGAGCUGAACAAAAGACCAAUCAUAAGGGACCAGUAUGGCAAUAUAAACAUCCAUGAAUCAAUAAGGAUUGAGGACUUGAGUCUAUCCGGCACUGUAAUCUCUGAAGCUGCUGUGAUGGCAGGGACUACACAGAAAAUAAACUUGGAUCACUUUCUAGAUUCUCUAGUUUUAAAAUCUGUUCCUCAAGAAAUUUAUGGCACUGUAGAAUUUCUUGGCGAUGUUAAUGUAAGUUCUAUGACGGUGAACACGAUUAAUGAUGUGAAUAUUGUGGAGCUGUACAGGGACAGUGUUAUGGAUGAUGAAGAUACUGUUAUAACUUGCAACUUGGAGUUCAGCAACCCACUGACAGUUAACAAUUUAGUAGUUGAGACAUCAAUAUUGGGAAAGUCUGGCAGUGGUGUCUUGGUCAAUGGUGUCAACAUUGCAUAUCUACAAACACAAGCUGUUCUUGAUAAUGAAGAUACAUUUAUCAUUGUGGGUGAUAAGACUUUCCAUAAUGGAUUUUCCACUGACAACCUUAUGGUGAACAAGACUCUAGGGGGUGUAGCAGUGAAUGAUUUGGUGGCCUUCCCCAAUGCAAGAAACUUGUCUGAAGUAGUCUUUAAUGCUCCCAUUAUGAUACGUGGCAACCUGAAUGUGUCAGGCUUGCUGGAUGGCAUUAAUCUUGCUGAUGUGAUGAGAAAUAGGGUAACUCUCGAUGGGUCACACACACUGUUGGGUGCCUGUAAAUUUGAUGCUAUUAAUGUGGAAGGUAACAUUGAAGUGGAGAAGAUUAAUGAUGUGGUAAUAGCAAACCUUGUUAGAAAAGUUGCUCCAACACAAAUUAUCAGUGGCCACAAGACUUUUGGUGGUGGUCUCACUGUUAAUGGAGAAAUAAAUGCCACUGUGUUGAAUGGCAUCUACAUCAAACAACUAAAGAACAUUGUAAGGACAGACAAGGACUAUAAUAUAACUCAUCCAGUUACAUUUGAAGCUUCUGUCAGAACUUCAUCAUUAGUUGAAGUCAACGGUACAGUUAGCCAAGAUUUGCAUAGUCUUGACCAGAAUAUCUCUAUUCUGAAUUCUGAAUUGGAGAAUAGAUAUGAAUACAUAAAGGACUUACAAAAUGAAAUUGAAACUAUAACAAGAGAAAAUUAUGCAGGAGCUAGAGCCAUGUUUUUGGUUCUGGCCUACUUGGAAAAAGUUAACUAUUAUAAAUUAAGGUACUUCGGAGGUAUGAAGUUCAUAACCGACUAUAACCUUGAAGGUGGCAACACAUUGUUGAGUGUGAAAAGCUGCGAUAGGGAUUGCGUGUGUGAUGCAGAAACAAGGUUGUAUAAGGUUAGCCAGACUGGUACUGUAGCAGAGGAGGCAAGCAUAAUAUUCCCAGGAUCAGUGUUCAUCUUUGGCUGGCCAGCUAUGAAUCUUCAGAUUACAUUAACUUUAAUCUGCCAUCCAGAGGCAUCUGUGGCUAUUGAGGUGUCUAGUAAUAGUGAUGGCUACCUACAUACUGUACUGAAGGCUCAAAUGUCGCUGGGAUUAGUAAUAGAUUCUGCAAUGUUCAUCGAUGGAAGUGCUGCAUAUGUUGUAACCAUAGCAAUGUUUGAGGAUGCCACAAACUCUACAUCAGAGACAAGUAUAACGACGCUGAAGUAUAACAGCUACACCUCGAGCUUGAGUAAAGUGUGGGAAGAGAGGACCCACAGGAGUGCUGCAAAAUUAGACUUGACCAAAAUAAAUGGAAAUUGGUUUUUGCUAGUGGCUAAUCAGUUGGGAACUGAAAAUAUAGAUGUGUAUACAGCUAUAUCAAAAGUGUACAUUUGGGAUAGUACUGGAGAGGAGUUUAUAUCGAAAGGAGAAUACGUUGCGGAUCACGUUACCUCUGGCAUGUUUAUGAAGUCUGUCCGGCCAGAAGAAGAAAAUUUCUUUAGUUUAACACAACUUAAAGCUGCCAAAUAUCCAGUCUUUGAAGAAAACCUGGAAUAUACCAAAAAAGUACUAGUUUUCAGAUAUAGCAAUGAGACUGGGAGUUUUGCAGAAUUUGAAUCUUUGGACACAUUUGGUGUUGUUGAUCAAGCAACUCUGACAGUUGGCGAGAGUCUGUACUUGUUACUCUUGUCGCAAGUUGAGGAAAGACUGGAUGUCUAUGAAUACUUUCCUCUAGAGGGGUUCAAGCUGUAUCAAAAAGUUCGUGUUGCAAGGCCAUACGCACUAGAGGUCGUGGAAUUGCAAAUGGAAACCUUCGUCUUGGUGUCUACAUCGUUAUCACAAGGCUUGCUCAAGCUGAAAGUAAACACAAAGGGUGUUGAUGGAAGCAAAUUUUAG